Molecule: messenger RNA, 2079 nt
Organism: Nannizzia gypsea CBS 118893
Lineage: Eukaryota; Fungi; Ascomycota; Eurotiomycetes; Onygenales; Arthrodermataceae
Product: vegetative incompatibility protein HET-E-1
Exons: 3
Coding region: 1-2079 (692 amino acids)
Molecular function (GO): protein binding
Source: RefSeq, a predicted model, not a curated record
AUGAGUGUGGAAGCUCUCCCGGCCGCUCGUAUCGAGUCAUUCACGGCAAAGGACCAGUCGAAAGUUCACAUUGGGGAUGCGUACACUGUGGAGAGAGAUCGCUGUCUUGAACACUUGCGCAUAACUGACCCCCGUCACGACAAAAGACGCAUCGAAAGAACUGCAGGCGGCCUGCUAAAGGACGCCUAUCAAUGGGUCUUGAGCUGCGAUGAAUACCAUCAAUGGUCCGAUGACCCGGAGACCCGGCUGCUUUGGAUCGCGGGUGGUCCUGGCAUGGGGAAGACAAUGCUGCUCAGCGGUAUCAUCGACGAGAUUGACAAAUCCAAGGAUACCAUCAAUAUCUCAUUCUUCUUCUGCCAGGCCUCGGACGAGCGCAUCAAUACGGCCACGUCUGUACUGCGCGGCCUUAUAUACCUGUUGGCCAAGAAGCAGCCGUCGCUCACCUCGCACAUCAAAGAGAGAUAUAAAGAUGCAGGUAAAUCACUUUUCGAGGGCCCGAAUGCCUGGGAUGCCUUAUUCGAAAUAUUCCAAGCUAUGCUGGAAGAUCCGGCACGGGAAAAAACCGUUCUCAUCCUUGAUGCCCUGGACGAAUGCAUACCUGGGGACCUACAAACGCUCUUGGACCUCAUUGUCGAGACUACGUCGUCAUUAUCAUCAUCACGCCUCAAAUGGAUUGUCUCAAGCCGCAACGACCCUGCAAUCGAGCAACGGCUAAGGCCCGGCCGGUCGCGGGUGAAACUGUGUCUUGAGAAUAACAAGGAAUAUGUGUCUAGAGCAGUUGAGGCAUAUACUGAACAUAGUAUCUCCAAACUGCCAAUACAUAAUGAUGAAGCACUUCGAGCCCGAAUCCGAGACGCAAUACGACAGAAAGCUGACGGGAGAUUUCUCUGGGUCUCCUUCGUGAUGAGAGAGCUGAGAGGAGUGAGCCAAUCGAAUAUGAAACAGGUGGUUGAUGAAACACCCAGGGGCUUGACAGAUAAGUACCGCCAAAUUCCCGGGAAAAUCCGGCAGCAACAGGACGAUGCUCCUGGUCUACAUACGCUUCUAGAUGUUGUUAAGGCGUACCGACCUCUUAGCCCUGACGAAUUGCACCAUAUGUGCGGCCCUAUAGACGAGAUUGUCUAUAUAAUCCAUCGACCGGCGAAACACAUUUUGCCUAAAGUAAUCUUCAUCUCCAAACAAGGAGAAGGCUGCGAAUUUGCAGCAAUUGAAGGCCAAAGACUAGUGUUAAGAAGCGAAAAGGGCCAGGACCGCGUAUUGUUUUCGAGGUCACUCAAGGCCAUGUCCAGCACACUCAAACGCAACCUACGCUCCUGGACAUCCCAGCACUUAGCACAAAUAAACUACCUCUACCUUUGCUGGACCAAUAAUUUGGCGGAUUAUAACACCAUAACCAGAGCUCUCAAAGCCGUCAACGGGUUUCUUGGCCAGGGCUAUCCUCACUGGAUUGAGUCUCUUAGCCUGCUACAAAAUGCGCCAGAUAGGAGUAGUAUUGACUCUAAUCUCGCUGAGCCGCCAAACGCUGCAAUUGUAGACGGCAGUGACAGAAUGGUUGUCCACUUGUGGGAUUUAGAGGCCGGGGAGCGUACGCGCAUACUGAGGGACCGCACCAGAAGUAUUGACACAGUCGCGUUUCCGCUGAACAGCUCUCUAAUCGCAUCGGGAUUAGACGAUACAACAGCCAGUCUAUGGAGUCUCAGGGACAAAAGUUGUAUAUGGGUGCUUAUGGGCCAUACCAAGCAAUUUGCUUCGGUUGUAUUCUCGGCGAACGGCAGCGCACUCGCAACAGGGUCGAAGGACGGAAAAUUUCGCGUUGGGGAUAUACAUCGGCGCACAUAUACGUUAGUGUUCGCUAUCAGCAAUAUGCUCAACUUGGAUUGGGAAUUGUCUUCCCCUGAUGAAUAUAUUCGCACGAAAACUAAGAUUGUUGCUCUUGAUUCAAGCCUGGAAGACGCUUCGCCUGAAGAAACCUGGGGCUAUAACCUGAGCCAGGACUGCAGAUGGAUUGUAUGGAACAGUGAAAAAGUGCUCUGGCUGCCAACAGAAUUCGUAACAUUGUCUUUUGAUGCGGCUAGUUAG